AUGGCCAAAACAAAGGAGCAAAAGGGCGUGCUACGUUGGAUCGCUGAAUCAUUCUUUUCUCAGCGGCAGCCGUGGAAGUCGCUGUCGCGGCUUCGACUCCGGCAGCAGCUGUUAAAAGGCGCUUAUUAUCCUUCGUGGGUCGCGAGUUCUUUCCCUCCGUCGUCCAUAGAGACAUCGCUCUUCACUCACAUCCUCUACGCUUUCCUCUCCCCAAGCAAUUCGACUUACAAGUUCGAAAUCUCAGACUCGACAGCCCCGCUGCUCUCGAACUUCACUGCCUCUCUCCGCCGGAAGAACCCGCCCGUGAAGACCCUUAUAUCCAUCGGCGGCGCGAGUGAUGGCCCUACUCUGUUUGCCACCAUUGCAUCGAGUGCUUCGACGCGGAAGCUCUUCAUAGACUCCUCCAUUGAGGUCGCGAGGAAGUACGGUUUUGAUGGGCUCGAUCUCGAUUGGGAAAUGCCCGAGAACCCGAAACAGAUGGCGGACUUGGGCUUGUUGUUCCAAGAGUGGCGGAGCACGAUAAAUAGGGAGGCCAAGGCCACGGCUCGGCCUCCGCUGCUUCUCACGGCGGCCGUAUACUUCGCCGUUGACUUCUUCCUCUCGGGAACGUAUCGCAUGUAUCCCGUGGCUUCGAUCAAUCAGAACUUGGACUUUAUCAACGCCAUGUGCUACGACUAUCACGGCUCCUGGGACACAUCGGCCACGGGGGCGCAAGCCGCAUUCUUCGACCCGAAUAGCAACAUCAGCUCAAACUAUGGCCUCAGGUCAUGGAUCAAGGCCGGGUUGCAGAGAAAGAAGUUGGUCAUGGGCUUGCCACUUUACGGAAGGACUUGGAAGCUCAAGGAUCCGAACGUUCAUGGCAUCGGUGCGCUGGCUGUCGGGCUCGGCCCGGGAGAUGAUGGCGUGCUCCUCUAUUCCCAAGUGGAGACGUUCAACAAGGAGAACAAUGCCACCGUGAAGUAUGAUGCGACCACUGUGUCGACCUACUCUUUCCAAGGGACGUCGUGGGUGGGGUACGACGGUGUUGUCUCGACGGCCACUAAGGUUCGGCUCGCUCAGGCCCUUGGGAUAAGAGGGUACUUCUUUUGGGCUCUCAGUUAUGACGAAGGAUGGAAGAUAUCGACCCAAGCUUCUAGGGCUUGGAUCUAUAGAAAAUGAAUUGGAAAUUGAAAGACAGUGCGGAGGCCUCACUGGAGCUUGGGACAGACUAAUGUCUAGUGGGAGCUCAACAUAGGACAGAACCUCCCUAUCAUAAUGCAUUUAGAAUCAUUAGUUUAAGUUUUAGGUAAUGUUGAUUAUGUCUAUUGAAAUAACGGAAUGGAUAGAGAGGAUAUAAUAAAUUGAUCUUAUGAAGAUUAUUCUGUAUAGUCAUUACGACUACGUGAAUGCACUUGUAAGGAUGACUAUCAUUCUGAUCUUAAGACAUCUUUGUAAAAUAAAACUAUUGAUCGAGCAACAGAACAUGUAUGUUAAAUGGCAUGGUAACGCUCAUGAUGGUCAAUUAAAAGUUCCGCGUUUCAGCUUAUCCGGUUGUUCAGUAAGCAACUUCCAGCAAAAAUGAUUAAUACAUGGCAUUUCUCGGUA
Eucalyptus grandis is the source of this 1584-nucleotide messenger RNA. RefSeq names its product class V chitinase CHIT5b. NCBI's taxonomy places the organism in Eukaryota, Viridiplantae, Streptophyta, Magnoliopsida, Myrtales, Myrtaceae. The record is from RefSeq and is a predicted model, not a curated record. Gene Ontology annotation, molecular function: chitin binding; chitinase activity. The coding region runs from base 1 to 1158 and encodes 385 amino acids. The transcript has 3 exons. Gene Ontology annotation, cellular component: extracellular region. Gene Ontology annotation, biological process: chitin catabolic process; carbohydrate metabolic process.